AUGAACUACAAAGAGGCGCAAGAAGCAGAGCUAGAGGUACUGCAGGCCAUCUACGGUGAUGACUAUACAGCCGGGCCCAGCGAGAAGGCAGGAAAGACAGCAUGGAAAGCCGUCAAUAACUUGCUCGAGUUCAGGCUCAGGAUCCGGCCUCUCGAGGUCUCCCUGCAGGGCAAAGUCGGCGUGACACUUGUCAUCACUCUUCCCAAGACCUACCCUCGCAUUGCAGUACCUCUCGUCCAGCUCCAAGACUGCGCUGGCCUGUCCCAAGGCCAGAUACAAUCGCUAAAUGAUGCACUCUCUGCAGCAACGAAGCGCUUGGCAGGUCAAGAGAUGCUCUCUGAACUGGCCGACCUGGCUGCCGGCAUCAUCACAGAGCAUCAUAGCAUCGUACAGUCGGACACACAAGCCAGUCUGAGCGACGAGAUGGCCCUGCGAGCCGAACGCGAGCAAACUGAAUUCCAGCUACAACAGGCUGCCCUUGCCGAGCAGCAUGCCCGCAUAGAGACAGAGGAGAAGGCACGCCUAUCUGAGCAGAUUGAGUCGGACAAGCAGCGCAAGCGUGACGCCGUCAAACUUGAGCGCGAGAUUCGAGCGAAAGAACGCGCAACUUUGGCGGAUGAUGCGGAUGAGCACGAGAUGGAGCUUGCUCGCAGACGGAUACCGCUCGAGCGUUUCCCUCACAGCCUCUACCUCGACGAAGGCACUGUCGACCACGCUAUCGUAAUGCGAGGUGCCCGGAUCGAAUGCCAGCUUCCCUAUGGCGAAUGUUGUCGCGCGCAAUGUCUCUUCGGCGAGGGUCAAUUGCAAGCGAUCCGAGUUCAUGAAUUCCAGAUUUCCAAUCCUUUUCUUGCCAGCUAUCAAGGCCGCCGCAAGCUGAUCAAGCUUGUUGACGCCAUCAAUCAGGUUGCAAAAGUGAAGAGCGCACUGAUCUCUUCCACCUUUGGCGCCGCUUUGCUUCAAGGACGCGGUGCAUUAGAAGCCCAGGCCGCGCCUCAGCGUCUGCUCAUCAUCACCUCUGACGAGCAGAUACCAAAUCUGCGGCAGGUCCUCUCUGCCGGCUCAUUUCCACCACAGCGCGCUCUUGAAGUCGCUGUCUUGCUCACGCAGAGUCUCCUUGGCCUUCACGAAGCUGGCGUGCCUCAUUGUGCCGUCAAUCUGGAUAAUGUGUUGCUCAUGCCGGCUCAGCAGCUGUCACUCAAACUCUACGGAGCAACGUGGCUGGCAGAAGUCGACGAUCUGAAUGCGGCCAAUCCGUUCAGUAGGGCGUCAUCGCACGCAAAGUCUGUCGCAAGAUAUCCUCUGCCAUGGUGCAGUCCUGCAGCGAUACACGAGCCGUGGCAUUACGAUCGCCCGCGGGAUAUGUGGGAUCUUGCAAUCGUCUUUUCGCAACUGUUCUUCGGCUCAGAAGUAAUGGACGUGUUCGGGUCACCCACUGAGCUCCUUCGGCGACCACCAGCGCAGCUCGGCGACGAUCUGCAUGGUCUUCUCGCUGCGCUGUUUCGGCCUGAAAGUCGCCAGAGGCCGACAGUUCAGCAAAGUCUCAAAGUGCUGCAGGCUGUCGCGAUGAGCCCAUCAAAGAUCUCUACCGUAGUCUAUGCGCCAUUGCAGCAACCUCUGAGUACGCCAUCCAUGCGCUCGCCACUCAAGUCGCCGCGCAAGGCGACCGAUGAGGACACUGGCUUCUUCGGCAGUCUAACCGUGCCUCAGGCAAUUUCCUCCUCGCGCUACCAAGCAGAUUUCGUCGAAGUCGAAUUUCUCGGACGGGGUGGAUUCGGUCAAGUUUGCAAAGCGCGCAACAAGAUCGAUGGCCGAUUCUACGCGAUCAAGAAGAUCAAGCUGCAAUCGCGCGAUGCUACCGCCGAGCAGAAAAUUCUCAGGGAAGUCACAAUCUGGUCUCGCGUCUCUCACGAGAACUUGGUACGAUUCCACACAUCUUGGAUCGAGAGCGAGACAGCAGCGUCUGGCGAAGCCGAUAGCGAGCUUGGCUCUUCGCUUCAAUCCGACUCGAAUAGUCGCGUGCAUACCAACGGCACUUCAGCCUCGCCCUCGGACGACAGUGAUGAUGAACACAGCGAUCUCGACUCCGAUGGCGAUUUGGUCGAUGAUGAUUUUGAGUUCUCUAUGGCGAAUGACCUCAACGAGUAUGCUGCUGAUGCCAACGAACGCGAUGCUUCUUCGUACCCCUUCGUUCGUUUUGGGCCAGAGCGCAGCGGCGCACCUUCCUCGAACGUUACUGCAUCUGCGACGCCUACGUCCCUCAGAGCGAGCGCAAGUAUACAAGAUCUAUCGAAUGGCGCUUCAUCGCCAACCAUCAAGCGAACGCUGUAUAUUCAAAUGGAGUUGAUCGAGGGCGCUACUCUAAGAGAGGUGAUAGACUCACAAGGCAUCACCGUCUCUGAAAGCUGGCGCUUGCUGCGUCAGAUGCUCAGUGCCAUGGAGCACUUCACCGCCAUGAACAUUAUUCAUCGUGAUCUCAAGCCGAGCAAUAUUUUCCUUACUCAGCGAGGUGAUAUCAAGAUUGGCGAUCUUGGGCUCGCGGUCGAGCAAGAUGCCACAGAGCUGCUGCCCGAUGCUGCACAUGAGCCACAGAGUCUAAACGCGGAGAUUGACCUGACUUCUGCAGUUGGCACGUCACUGUACAUUGCGCCUGAGAUGAUGGCGAAAACGUCGGCCGCCCGGCCUAAUGGACCCCGAUAUAACAACCGCGUCGACAUGUAUGCCCUUGGCAUAGUCAUGUUUGAGAUCUGGUAUCCAAUGAAGACCGGCAUGGAAAGGAUACAUAUCAUAAAACAUCUACGCACACCAGAGGUCGUCUUCCCGGAUGACUGGCCUGCAUAUGGUGAUGCACGACAGACGCGCAUAAUCCAAUGGCUACUUUCGCAUGAUCCUGCAGCACGAGCCUCGCCUGCUGACCUCCUAAAAAGCGAUCUCUUGCCGUCCGCUAUAGUCGAUGAGACUCUUCAGGAGAUCCUGCGGAUACUCUCACAAAGUGGCUCUUCCAAUCGACAAUCGGUGUUGAAUGCAGUCUUCCAGCAGCCGGUGCAAGAUCGCAAGCGUGCCGACUAUAGCUUCGAUGCCGCGCCCGAUAGAUUCAGAGCGUUUGACUCGCUCGUAAGUGCAACUUUGCGUUCAAUCUACGAGCGAAGAGGCGCCAUCGAGUAUCCGAUUGAUCAGAUUCUGCCUGCGCACGAAAGCUACGACAAGGAACACGCGCGACUUGUCCGCUUGAUCGACGAAGACGGUCUUGUCACAUCAAUGCCUUUCGACCUCGUGCUGCCUUUCUGCCGUAAAGUCGCUCGGGAUCCUGGGUUUGCACGCUUCAAAUCCUGGACCAUUGCUCCAAUCUAUCGGCGUAAUCCUGCAGGAGGUUCGCCCUUAAGUGCACUCGCCAGCUCCUUCUUUAUCGUUUCGGAGCAGCGAACAGUUGCAUCGGAAGCCGAGCUGAUUCAAGCAAUCGAUGCAAUCCUUGACGUGUUUCCGAUGCAAGAGGGCUACGAGCACCUCGUCAAUCACACUGACAUCCUCGAUAUCAUCUUAAGACCGUUUGCACUUUCGCGUCGUUCCGUCGUUCGUUCUGCUCUCGAAGCGUUCCGUCGUACUACCCGGAGCUGGGCCAAAUUCAGCAAAGAAGCAACCGAGGUGCAUGGCCUCGAGAAUAAGGAAAUCGACACUCUCGCGCUCCUCGACUUCGCAAGCGAACCAGUCAACGCUGCGGAGAGAAUCCUUGCGGCAUGCCCAAGCGAUCGCGCAGAGGUGGAGAAAGCUUGCGAAGAAUUGCAGGCGAUGGCUCGCAUGGCUAGCGUGCUCGGUUUGCAUCGUCCGAUCUUCGUUGCACCCUUGCUCUCGCUCAACGAACGGUUUGUCGGACCCGGCAUAUUCUUUCAGACAUGUCUCCCAAAUCGCAAGGCAACAUUGGCGUCAGGUGGACGGUAUGACAAGAUCACAAGCGAGCUCGCCGCGCCGGACAAGUCCCAUAUUCUGCCGCAUGUCGUCGGCGCCCAGAUCGCGGUUGCCAGAUUGAAAGAAGCCAUAGCGCGUGAUCAAGAGCUUUCGACACAAACUGCAUCUGAUCGGGGCGCUUGGUCGCGUCGUCGAGUAGAUGUUUAUGUGGUCUCGUUCGCUGAUGGACUCCUCGAAACCCGUCUCAGUCUAGUUAAGGAGCUGUGGGCUCGUGGCAUACGAGCGGAUCUGAUGUACGACCACGACUGGCAAGAGAUCGACGUAGAGACGGUCGCAGCAACAUGCCGACAGGAAGGCGUGCUUUAUAUGGUGAUCGCCAAGCAGCGUAGUGGGUCUAAGGAUCAGAUCUUGAAAGUGCGCGACAUGCGAGGGGGCGAAGAGGAAGUCAUUCGCGCUGACUUGGCAGAAUAUAUCGAAAGCAAGAUCGCGGCAGAAUCCAGAACAGAUCCAGCGCGAAGGGAUGCAUCGACGAUAUCUACGGCAUCGACACAGACAGACAAGCUGCUACCCAGCGCGAGCAACUUUCAUCUUUUGUUGCCUGCUGAUCUCGAAUCAAGCGGGCGGGAUGCCAAUCGACGACGCACGAAGCAAAAGUCCCUCGUCUUCGAGAAGGCGCAAGCAAACAUCAUGCAACUCGUUUGCACGACAGAUGCGCUGUCUGUAUUUGCCAUCGAUGUCGAUGGUCAAGCGUUUCGUACCAUGUCUGAGCAGACAAGCUGGGUGGUGGAAGACGAUGCGCAGGCAAUCAAGACGAUUUGCGACCUCGUUCCGCCGAACCGCAAAGCGUACAUACUGUCUGUCCGAGACCGUCUGAAGCGCUUCAGAGCGGACAAUCCGAACUCUCUGUUUGUAUGGCUAUACUCGAUCAGGGAGUACAGAGCGGCUUUGUUGUGUCUGUCAUCAUAUUAA
Messenger RNA from Mixia osmundae IAM 14324, 4869 nucleotides. RefSeq lists its product as uncharacterized. The record is from RefSeq and is a predicted model, not a curated record. The coding region runs from base 1 to 4869 and encodes 1622 amino acids. Gene Ontology annotation, molecular function: eukaryotic translation initiation factor 2alpha kinase activity; protein binding; ATP binding. NCBI's taxonomy places the organism in Eukaryota, Fungi, Basidiomycota, Mixiomycetes, Mixiales, Mixiaceae. Gene Ontology annotation, cellular component: cytosol. The transcript has 4 exons. Gene Ontology annotation, biological process: DNA damage checkpoint signaling; regulation of translational initiation by eIF2 alpha phosphorylation.